UCAGUGGUCAAGGUGAUGACCUUGCCCGUGUGCUGAUGAACUACUUUACAGAUGAGGAAGACUUAUGCAUGCAUUCAAGACCUGGAGCGAAUAAUGCGUGCUGGCAAACAACACCUGGUUCACAACAAGAACCCUUGCCUUGGUGCGAAUGUGCAGUGGGCCAAGAGAAAUGUCCACCAUUCAAUUUCUCCGUGUCCUAUCUGAAGAACAAGAAAGAGCACACCCUGUACAACCUUUCAGCUCUCAACCUCGAAGAGUACUUAAUCAGGCCUUUGAACAAAGCAAGGUUUGGAGGCUGGUCUUUUGGAGAGAGACUGUCCACUGAACCACAGAUCAGAAAAGGAAGGAAGUCACACUACAUGCCCGUGGCUAAAGUAUGGUAUAAUCAGAAAGGAUUCCAUGCAUUGCCUUCUUACUUAAACCAACUGAACAACUUUAUUCUAUGGAAGAAUCUGCCUUCAAAAGCGGACUGGAAACAGUAUGGAAUCACUCUGUACAGUUGCCCAUAUGGAGGAGCAUUGCUGGACGAAGAUAAAAUAAUGGAGAAUGUCCGUCAGUGUGGAGUGGCACUCUGCAUUGUACUGGGGUUUUCAAUCCUUACUGCCUCCAUUGGAAGCUCAGUUGUUAAAGACAGGGUGUCCGGUGCAAAGCGACUGCAGCAUAUGUCUGGACUCGGCUACAAGACGUACUGGUUCGCUAACUUUCUUUAUGACAUGUUGUUGUAUCUGGUCCCCGUCGGCCUGUGCGUUGGCAUUAUUACCGUCUUCCAGCUAUCAGCCUUCACUUUCCGCGACAACUUGGCCGCCGCCGCUCUCCUGCUGAUUCUCUUUGGUUACACAACUCUUCCGUGGAUGUAUCUUAUGUCACGCUUUUUCACCAGUUCGGACAUUGCGUUCAUUUCCUACAUAUCCUUAAAUUUUGUCUGCGGUCUCUGCACUAUGCUGGUGACCCUCUUGCCUCGUUUAUUAGCGGUGAUUUCUAGAGGACAGAGCUUUCAGAAUAUCUACAACAUCCUCAAGUGGACUUUCAUCAUUUUCCCUCAGUUUUGCUUAGGCCAAGGAUUAAUCGAACUUGCCUAUAACCAAAUUAAGUUUGAUCUGACCAGCAACUUUGGAAUCAAUUCUUACGUGACUCCUUUCGAGAUGAAUUUCUUGGGCUGGAUCUUCACAGAAAUGGCCCUACAGGGUACGCUUCUCCUCCUGCUACGAAUCCUACUGAACUGGGAUCUACUCCAAAAACCAAGGGGCCAUCGCCAUACCACCAAUGCCUUUGUCCCUCCUUCCGAAGAUAGAGAUGUAGAGCUGGAGCGAAAAAGGCUUUUCGGAGGAGCAAAUGCUAGUGACCUCCUUCUGCUGUACAAUCUCCAGAAGAGUUAUCAGGGUUUCGGCAAGAGGAACACGGCUGUGAAAGGCAUCACACUGGGGAUACAGAGAGGAGAGUGUUUUGGCCUCCUCGGAGUGAACGGAGCGGGGAAAAGCACCACGUUCAAGAUGUUGACUGGAGAUGUCAUUCCGUCAGCAGGACGUGCAGUUAUCCAGACUUCUGCCGGAUCUGAAUUGGACAUUUUGUCUGCCCUCUUGCAAGGCGUUCGGAUUGGCUACUGUCCACAACAAGAUGCCCUUGAUCCCCUUUUAACAGGCUGGGAACAUCUCUACUAUUAUUGCAGCCUUCGUGGAAUUCCCAAGCGGCAGGUCCAUAAGGUGGCUGGAGAACUAGUUAGUCGGCUGCACCUGGAAGCCCAGGCUAGUGAGCUGGUGAGGACCUACAGUGGUGGGACCAAGAGGAAGCUGUCUACAGCCUUGGCUUUGGUUGGCAAGCCCCACGUCCUUUUGCUGGAUGAGCCAAGUUCUGGAAUGGAUCCCUGUUCAAAGAGGUUCCUUUGGAAUACAAUCAAGAUGGAAGUCCAGGAUGGCUGUGCUGCUAUUCUGACAUCCCACAGCAUGGAAGAGUGUGAAGCCCUUUGCACACGUCUGGCUAUCAUGGUAAACGGCAGUUUCAAGUGCCUCGGCUCUCCCCAACAUAUCAAAAACAGGUUUGGUGAUGGCCAUUCAGUCAAGGUGUGGCUCAGCAAAGAAACCAGCAACCACAAUGCCGUCACGGAAUGUCUGCGGCUCCAUUUCCCUGGCACGCUUUUCAAGGGACAGCACGUUAAUCUGUUGGAGUACCACGUGCCGCAAAAUUGGGGCUGCCUAGCAGAGCUUCUCGCAGUCUUAGAGAGCAACAAAACAUCAUUGCAGAUCAAACAUUAUUCCAUUAGCCAAACCACUUUAGAACAGGUAUUUAUUAACUUUGCUGCCGAAGACCAAGAAGAUUCGAACUCAGCACAGGGAUCGUGCCCCAGUCAUGACCCUCACCUGCCGUUAUGACCUUGAGGGAGGCUACUGUUCAAUACACCAUGAGACUUUUCUGCUUGACCAAAUAGGCAGGCUGGGAGGAUGACAUGUUUCUUCUUGUUGACAGGAUCCAGUUUUUGGACAAAAGAAACAUUAGGAAAUUUAAGAGCAGCUUUUUAGUGGUGAAAGAUUACAUGGUUUUGGUGGAGGGGAGCUAAAAUAACUCCUUUUU
Molecule: messenger RNA, 2565 nt
Organism: Sphaerodactylus townsendi
Lineage: Eukaryota; Metazoa; Chordata; Lepidosauria; Squamata; Sphaerodactylidae
Gene: ABCA13
Product: ATP binding cassette subfamily A member 13
Exons: 19
Coding region: 36-2366 (776 amino acids)
Biological process (GO): lipid transport; transmembrane transport
Cellular component (GO): intracellular membrane-bounded organelle; membrane
Molecular function (GO): lipid carrier activity; ABC-type transporter activity; ATP hydrolysis activity
Source: RefSeq, a predicted model, not a curated record